Molecule: messenger RNA, 1357 nt
Organism: Helianthus annuus (common sunflower)
Lineage: Eukaryota; Viridiplantae; Streptophyta; Magnoliopsida; Asterales; Asteraceae
Product: S-norcoclaurine synthase 1
Exons: 4
Coding region: 39-1178 (379 amino acids)
Source: RefSeq, a predicted model, not a curated record
CAAUGCAAUAAACAAAACAUUUUACUACGAAUAUAACUAUGUUUCAAAAUGAAGAAGAUAAACGCAUAUCACAGGUUCCAGCAAUAGCCAUGGAAGAUAAUACCGAAGAAAUAAUCAACAGAUCCGAGUAUGGCGGUUCGAUUCCUGUCGAUAACGUGCAAGCGCUUGCUUCCAAGGACCUCAAAGACGUUCCGGUUCGAUAUAUUCGAUCAGAGAUUGAAUCGGAAGAGGUUUUAGUCGAUGAGUCACUGCAGAUUCCGGUUAUUGACAUCAGCAGACUCGCCGCGGCUGGACAACUUGGCUAUGAUGAUGAACUGGCUAAACUCCAUGUCGCUUGUAGAGAUUGGGGGUUCUUCCAGUUGGUGAAUCAUGGGAUAUCAGAAGCUAUAGAUGCAAUGAAGAAGGUUGCGGAGGAGUUCUUCAAGCUGCCAUUAGAGGAGAAGAUGAAAUAUGCACAGCUUCCAAACACCAUUGAAGGUUAUGGUCAAGCUUUUGUUCUUUCUGAAGAACAAAAGCUUGAUUGGGGAGACAUGCUCUUCCUUUUGCCAUUACCAGUCUCUCUAAGGAACCUUAGAUUUUGGCCUCAAAAUCCCAAUUCCUUCAGGGAAACCUUAGACGAAUACUCGAACAAGUUAUGUGGCGUUUCAAUGAAACUAUUUAAGUUAAUAUCUAUAAACCUUGGAAUUGAACCCGAAGCAAUGAGCAAAAUUUUUGACUUAGAGAACUGCACACAAGGUAUUAGAAUGAACUACUAUCCACCAUGUCCGGAGGCACGAAAGGUUUUAGGAUUGGCUCCACACUCAGAUGCAACCGGUCUAACCCUCUUGGUUCAAGUCAAUGAAGUCCAAGGGCUACAAAUCAAGAAGAACUCAAAAUGGGUGCCUAUCAAGCCCAUUCCUGGAUCGAUUAUCGUCAACGUUGGUGAUGUCUUGGAGAUAAUGAGUAAUGGAGAGUACAGUAGUAUCGAGCAUAGGGCUGUAGUUGACUUUGAAAAAGAGCGGCUCUCGAUUGCGGCUUUUCAUAGUCCGGGCCUUGAAGCCAUGGUCGGACCAUUGCCCGAGCUCGUUAAGGGGAAGACACCAAAGUAUAAGACGAUUGAUGCACACGAGUAUGUGAAGUUAACCAUUAACAGCAAACUUGAUGGCAAAAGUCUAAUUGAUCAUAUGAAGAUUCAAUAGAGUCUCUUGUUUGUUUAGAAGGAAAAAAACAUAUGAAAAGUUAUUGACGUUUAAAAAACUUUGAAACGCCCUCCCUCUCAUUUGGUUAGAGGUUUAAUGAUUUCCAAUGUUUGUUUUGUUUUUCUUCAGAUGUUCAAACUUCAUACUAAAGGAAAUAAAUAAUAUAUAUCAAUUUUAAA